Molecule: messenger RNA, 3265 nt
Organism: Rhizophagus irregularis DAOM 181602=DAOM 197198
Lineage: Eukaryota; Fungi; Glomeromycota; Glomeromycetes; Glomerales; Glomeraceae
Biological process (GO): telomere maintenance; double-strand break repair via homologous recombination; double-strand break repair via nonhomologous end joining
Cellular component (GO): Mre11 complex; nucleus; site of double-strand break
Molecular function (GO): 3'-5'-DNA exonuclease activity; manganese ion binding; single-stranded DNA endonuclease activity
Source: RefSeq, a predicted model, not a curated record
AUCACGUGCAACCAAUCAUUUAUCUUUAUAAAAAUGUGUAGCAGCGUCACCUGAUUUUAGAUAGUUCUGGCUGCGCUCUGACUCACAUAUAAUAAUUUUUCUUCAUGAAAAAUAUUUACGAGAUAGCUUUUCGUUUUUAUCUAUUUUAUAAUUAUAAUUAUACUUUAUGAAAUGGAUCCUUCAAAAGAUUCACUAUCAAUAAUGAUCGCGACUGAUAUACACCUGGGGUAUCAGGAGCAAGAUCCAACACGCGGAACCGAUAGCUUCAACACUUUCAGAGAAAUACUGCGACAUGCAAAGAACCAUAAAGUGGAUAUGGUAUUAUUAGGUGGUGAUCUAUUUCAUGAAAAUAAACCGUCACUUUAUACUUUAAAUGAAGCAAUUAAAUUGCUUCACGAGUUUACGGUUGGUGACAAAAAAAUUAAUUUCAAAAUCUCCAGUGAUCAAUAUAAAAAUUUUGGAAGACGGGUUAAUUAUUCUAAUCCUAAUAGCAAUACCGCUUUACCCGUGUUUUCUAUACAUGGUAAUCACGAUGAUCCAACUGGAGCUAAACGUGUUGGUCCAUUAGAUAUACUCUCAUCAUCAGACUUGAUUAAUUAUUUUGGCAAAAUCAAUAAGGUGGAUGACAUUGAGGUUUACCCAAUAACUAUUGAAAAGGGAUCAACGAAACUAAAUAUAUUCGGAAUUGGUAAUGUAAGAGAUGAAAGGUUACAUCGAGCCUUUAAUAAUAAUCAGGUAACAUGGUGUAAACCUGAUAACAUCGACGAUUAUGUCAAUUUAAUGGUAAUUCAUCAAAAUCGAGUACCUCAUAGUCCUAAAAAUUAUAUACCAGAAAAUAUGCUUCCAGAAUUUCUGGAUAUUGUUUUCUGGGGACACGAACAUGAUUGCAGAAUACUUCCUGAAACCAAUUCACAAAGAAAUUUUGAUGUUAUUCAGCCAGGUUCUCCAGUGGCUACAAGUUUAUGUGACGGAGAAGCUAUCACAAAAUAUGUGGGCAUUUUGGAAAUAUAUGAUAAACCACGCAAAGGGAAAAAAUAUGAAAUAAAACCGAUCCUUUUAAGUACAGUUAGGCCAAUGGUAAUUGAUUCAAUUGAUAUAAAAAGAGAAACUGAUAUUUCUCCGGGUGACGAUAAAGCGUUGGAGACAUAUUUGAGAUCAAAGGUUAACGAAAUGAUUGUGCGUGCACAAGAACUAUGGAAUGAAAAUAACCCAGAUGGCGAAAAUCCUCCACUGCCUUUAAUCAGAUUAAAUGUAGAAAUGAGUAGAGAAUAUAACCGUAUACGAACUAGUUUAUUUGAACAAGAAUUUAAAAACCGUAUUGCAAAUAGUGAUAGCAAUGGUCAAAAAAUCGUGACUUACCAUUAUAAAGAAGCUGAAAGAUCUCAAAAUCAACGAUUUGUCGCCCCGUUAGACUUUGGGGAUGAAGAGAUAUCACAGAAAAACGCUACAUAUUUUGUCAUUGGACAACUUGCAAAAACGUUAAAAGAGAAGCCAUCUCAUUUUUUUCCAGAAAAUGGAAUUUUAAACUCUAUCGAUCUCUAUGUCAAUAAGAAUGAUGAAAAUGCCGUUAGAGAUUUUUUUGAAUCGACUAGAGAACAUAUGAAAAAUCAUUUAAUAAAUCAUGGAAUACCAGAACAUUCGUUACCUGGAGAAUCAGAAAUCAAGAAUGUGAUAACAUUGGAAAAAGAUAGGCUUAACCAAGAAUGGUCUACACAAUUUGAUCCUGAACAUUAUUUAGAAAAGUCGAGAACAGAGCAAAGCAUUACAUCAGUGGCGGCUGUAUCAACUACAAGUCACGGUCGUGGUCGUGGUCGUGGGCGCGGUCGUGGGCGCGGCAGAGGCAGAGGUCGUGGUUCUAGAUCCACUGCAGUUGAAGAAUUGGAUGAGGAUGAAGAUAUGGAUUUAGAUAGUGGAACAAGAGUUAACUCGCAAAACAAAUUUAGUACUUCUAGAGGAAGUCAGCAGGUAACUAUUGAUGAACAAGAUGAAUACGUUGAGGACGUUCAUUUUGAUCUGCCGAAAAGUAGUGUUACAACAAGAAGUAGGAAUUCUCGAGCGCGUGAUCGCAUGAUAGUUAUCGAUGAGGAACAAGAAUUUAAUGAUGAAUUUGAUAAUGAAUUGGAAGCCCCUGCACCAUCAACUAAAAACCGCACUACUCGAACGCGCGAUCAGGGGCGUGGGCGUGGACGAGUAGCUGCAAUCAUCGACUUGGAACAAGAUGAUAAUGAAUUACCUGCAAGAACUUCAUCAGUCAAAAGUAGUGGUCCAGGUCGUAGACGUGGUCAAGUAGCUGCAGUUAAUGAUGGAGACCAUGAAUCUGAAGAUAAUAACGGAUCGACUACAAGAAUAUCAGCCAAAAGUUCAACACGCGAUCAAGGACGUGCGUGCGAUGAAGAAAAAGAUUUUGAAGACGAAGAUUAUGUACCAACUAGUAAAACUACACGUGGUCGUGGUCGUGGCCGUGGCAGAGGCCGAGGUCGCGGCCGUGGAAGUCAAACUCAAGAUCGUGAAGAACAAAUGGAAAUUGACAAUGAAUUCACUGGAGAUAAUCCUAGAGCUGUUACACCCGAAACAUACAAUCAAAUUAAAUCAGUUUCAAAAGCGUCUGCAGGAGUAAAAAGAAGAAUUAAUAGUAUAUUUGAUUCACCAUCAAAAAGAAUAAUGACUGAUACCACGAAAUUAUCGAUAUUGGAACAACGAAGCUCACCUUCAGUGACUUCGCAACAAAGUCAACGUACACAAACUUUUCAUGAAUUGGAUGAUGAUGAUCUUUUUGACUAAUUAAUUAGUUCAACCUAAUUUUACCAAUAAUUCUUUAAUAUAAUAAAACAUGAUAAACUCGUUUGUAUUAUAAUUCAUAUCCAUCGAAAAAAAUAUUUUAAUGUAUUUAGAACAUACAAAUUAUAAUAUAUACGAUUAGUUCUUUUAUUAUCAAUUUUACAAAAUUUGAGUGAAAUCUGUGGCUUAUGUAAAAAUCGAGCAUAAUUGAUAUGAUUGAGAUUAAAAAGCAAUAAAAUUAUAAUGUGCAUAACAGAUAAUUCAUCUUUGAAAAUUUGAAAUAUCCGUAGUAAUCUUCUAUUUACGUCAUAUACAAUUGAAAUGUAUUUGGGCACAGCAAUUGAAAAAAAAUUGUACCAAUCGGAAAUAGUAUUUUAGCUUUUGUAAAUAAAUAAUUACCUUUAACUGUAGAUUUCCAAAUAAAAUUAUAAUAAAUAAAAUAAUUAUCAGAAAUUUUUAAAUAUAAUAAAAUUCUAAAUGGCGACGU